Scleropages formosus (Asian bonytongue) is the source of this 2360-nucleotide messenger RNA. RefSeq names its product uroplakin-3b-like. The record is from RefSeq and is a predicted model, not a curated record. Bases 178 to 1152 code for a protein of 324 amino acids. Gene Ontology annotation, cellular component: membrane. The transcript is spliced from 6 exons. NCBI's taxonomy places the organism in Eukaryota, Metazoa, Chordata, Actinopteri, Osteoglossiformes, Osteoglossidae.
CAUUCUCUCCAGGUUGUUAUGGGAUGGGUGGUGGCUGAUUUUUUUUUUUUUUUUAAAAACCACCAGCUUCAGACUUCACCUUCAGUCUGAUGUUUCUGCGAGCUGGGGCCCUGCAUCUUUACAGGACCAGGACACUUUUUGAGGGGGAGAAUCGCACCAUAGGUACGGUGGCCCCCCAUGGCUCCACACACUCCACACACAGUGAGCUGUGUGAUCUUCAUCGUGAGCGUGUGCAUCGCGGCCUCACAGAUUACAGAGGUGAAUUACUCUCCCGAGGUAUCCUCCUACAAAAUGGCUGGAAGAGUUACAGCCAACACCGUUGUGUUGCAGCUCCCACGGUGUUACUUCAAUAGCGCUCCAUCGCUGUGCAACUUCUUGUGUGAUGUGUAUCUCGUUCCUGCUGUAGACUCAGGGGUCAAUAAUUUCGACGCAGACAAAACAAAGGCGUCUAUUCUCAGCUUGUCCCCAUAUCCAACGGCCUUCACAGGAAGCAACCCAAAGAACUACUACCUGACUAAAGUAGGCCCUCUUUCGAACUAUCCAUGCGUGGUACCUCCUGGGGUCAUGUUUUUCAGAGCUGGGGCAGAUGGUAAUUGUUCGACCCCUAACUGCAACGGGGCGUUGCCCACCGGCUCCACUGUGAGGUUCAAGUAUCUCCUGUUUAACUCGGCAACUCAAGCCCUUCUUAUGGAGACCAACUGGUCUGGAGAAGUCAUUCUUUAUUCUUUGUCAAACCCAGCAACUAUUGAUGACAGCAUGAAGCGGCGGUCUGGUGGAAUGAUAGUCAUCACAAGCAUCUUGAGUGUCUUCCUCGCUUUGCUGUUGUUGCUCCUGAUUGGUUUAUCGAUUUACGCCUGUCGCUACACCCCUGAAAAGGAGCCGUUACCCAGCCUGGGGUCUCUACGCGUCAAGAAGUAUGACACUCACAAUGUGAAACAGCCCCAACUGUAUGUCAACCAGGGCUAUGUGGAUGAGACCAAGAGGUACGCCUCUUCGGAGGUGCUGCCCUCUCAGUUGAAGAUCUCUGAAGACCUCGGUGACUCUGUAAAGCUCAAGAGGUAUCAGAAUUAUGAUCCCCCAAGUAGUGAGGACAAGAACACAGAGAAGCAAACAGAACAACAAACACCUCAGGACAAAGUGUACAAAGUCUAGUAUUACACCCUUUCUCUUUUACUUCAAUUGACUUUUACAAUGAACAUCAAAGAAGUCCCUUUCGUAUGGGGUACUUCAACGCUUCAAUGGGAAAAAAUGUCUAAGAAAAAAGGCAGAGGCUUUGUUUCACAAUUUCUUAUUUUUUACGGUCGAGGUUCAUUAACUACACAAUAAAAAUAGUAGCUUAAUUAAAAUGACUGAUUUCAGCACAGGACGGGCUGAAAAACACAUUGGGUUGCAUGAACCCAGUUUACUGAGUUAUAGAGGCAAUACUUCAAAUUGACUGAUCUUCAUCCAUACAGUGGAUCAGAAAAGCAAGGACAGCACUCUAGACGUUGGUAUAACGCAGGCGCGAAUGGUUGAGUAGGACAUAAAAGCAAAAUUCAUGUCAGCGAUGUGUCACCUAACAGUUCGUAAAGAAUCACAAUUCAAAAGCUGUACUACGUCCAACACAUCUCCUGAAAUCCAUUAAUACCUGACAAUAUUCAUUAUGUAACUAAAUAAAACAAAUGUAUCAUAGGGAACACUAAGGUAAAAGACAGCUGCAUGAUCUGCAGUGUUCUAUGUUACCUACUAUGGAGUCUUUGGAAAACUGAACUUAUAUUAAUUUUUCAUACAAAAAAUUGGGCUGGAAUUUGCUGACACAAUAUCCUCCUUUAGACACAUGCUCUGCAGACAAUCAAUGUUUGACUGCAAUGGGGGAGAGUCGGAUUACGUUCUGAUUGAGCAGGUCUACAGUGACAGGAAAGUUAUAUUUCUCUCUAAAAGUACAAUAAAAGUAGAGUUUAUAAUCAGAUGUUAGUCCUCAGUUUUCCCUUAAGCAGACUUUUAAUUCCACUUCAAUUACUAUAAUGUGUUGCCUUUUGCAUCAUUACGUUUAUAUUGAAUGCCACCAAUUCAGUAUUGCGCACAAAAUUAAAUGUGGGAAAAAUUCCGAUUUUACGAUACUAUUUGUAAGAGCGAUUUAAUACGUUAUUAGCUAUCUGGGACAUGUUGUGCUGAUUGGCAUUUUGCUGAUCCUUUUUAUGGAAGAACUGGACCUUUAAGUUUUUCAGCUGCUUCAAUGCAACAGAAGGUAAUGAUGUCAGAAAAAUCCCUACAUUUUAAUUUCUCUCACCUUUUCUUAGAAAUUCUAUGCAACUCUUUUUUAAAGCAUUUUAAUUUAAUUAUUUUUUUCUUUCAUGAAAUAGAUGCUGAUUUUGCACUGG